Racocetra persica is the source of this 413-nucleotide messenger RNA. The record is from the annotation of a GenBank genome assembly. Lineage: Eukaryota; Fungi; Glomeromycota; Glomeromycetes; Diversisporales; Gigasporaceae.
ACGUUAGCUCUUCUCGGCGUAAAAGUCGAAAAGCGCAUUUCACUGCUCCAUCCUCUGUUCGAAGAAAAAUGAUGAGUGCUUCAUUAUCAAAGGAACUUAGAGACAAGUACAAUAUUCGAUCAAUCCCAAUUCGAAAAGAUGAUGAAGUUCGUAUUGUGCGUGGCAGUGGCACAAAUAAAGCUCAUGGAAAAGUAAUUCAAGUUUAUCGUAAAAAAUGGGUGAUUCAUGUUGAGCGUGUCAAUAGGGAAAAAAUAAAUGGUACAACUGUUCCUAUUGGUAUUCAUCCAUCAAAUGUUGUUAUUACCAAGUUGAAACUCGAUAAGGAUAGAAGGAAUUUAUUGAAACGAAAAGAUAGAUCUGCUUCUAAUAAAGGUAAAGGUAAAGCAGCUGAAACAGACGAUGCCAUGGAAGAG